This is a messenger RNA of Vanrija pseudolonga, 438 nucleotides long. It is a transcript of the gene YPI1, whose product is annotated as Type 1 phosphatases regulator YPI1. Gene Ontology annotation, cellular component: nucleus. Gene Ontology annotation, molecular function: protein phosphatase 1 binding; protein serine/threonine phosphatase inhibitor activity. The record is from RefSeq and is a predicted model, not a curated record. The transcript has 2 exons. The coding region runs from base 1 to 438 and encodes 145 amino acids. Lineage: Eukaryota; Fungi; Basidiomycota; Tremellomycetes; Trichosporonales; Trichosporonaceae.
AUGGCGACAGCACAAGCAGCACGCCCAGAACCAAACGGUACUCGGACCCUCACUGUCACCCCAACCGAGUCGGAGGCAGCGUCGACCUCAACCUCGCCACCGCCGUCCCGUGCCGACACACCAAACUCGGUCGGCGUCCUCCGUCUCCGUGGUGGCCCCGUUCGCAGGCAACGCGUCGUGUGGUCAUCAGAGACUGUGGAUAAUGAAGGCAUGGGAAAGAAGAAGUCGAAGAUCUGCUGCAUCUACCACAAGCCGCGGGCGUUUGACGAGUCAUCGUCCGAGUCUGACUCGUGCUCUGACGAUGAUGGGGCAUGCUCGGGCCACAAGGAGCACGCUACUACCCGACGUCAGCGCCCUCGGCCUGUGGGAGAUGCCGAAGUGGAGAGCAGCGAGAGCUCAGAGUCGGAUGGGGGUGCUGGUGACAGCCGUCCACGGUGA